GCAACACAGAUCUUCGAAGCAUAGAAAGAAAACUUGUGCAAGCAGCAUACACAAUAAGGCAUUAGAAGUGAAACAUAUAGUUCAUCAUAUUCUUGCUACGAAUGCUUUUUGGAAAGUUUUAUGGACAUUUAACAAUUCAAUAGCCUAACCACUGUGAAGACAGUCAACACUCAACGCUUCUUCUAGUUCCUCAAAAGAAAACCUUAACUUCAAUCAAUGAAAAGGGAUCCCAUCGGAUGACAGCUUUUAGAUAAAUACACCAAAGCCUUGUUUUUGCGAAGGGAGAUCUUUUUGGAAGAUAAGCAAGAGAGACCCUGAAGGGAUGCCCUGUUUGUGAUAACUAUUUUUACCACCACCGUAACGCAGUAGUUACGUAGUAAAAAGUACGAAAAGACAUCCGAAGGAAAGAAAGUGAUGAUAAUGACCAAGUGAAAGAUGUAACGAUUUGCAGUACACAACAACUGUAUGCUGCGAAACAUCUGUGGGUGUUUCAAUUGGAAAGCGGUUUAUCGACUAUCGGAGACCAUUACCAGUAACACCUUAAUAUUCAGCACUUUCUUACAAGAACAGCUCCUUCGCAUUGACAGCAGCAUUUAACUUAUUCACCAUAAACAACGAUUCGCUGUAAGAACUGAACUGCAAGUUGUGCAAGUAUACACACUUGGAUAUAAAGGCUAGGAGAUACUGUUUAUUCUCACUAUUCGUUCUAGUAUUUCCUUUAAAAUAGGUCGCAGUUACUUUAACAUGACCAUGGAGGAGCUCUUAAAUAACUUGUCGUUUUCUGGCAAUUCCUCCUUCCCUUUAAACUUCACAGAUGAAACGGUGCCGGAUGGCCGGGGAACUGUUGAUUUUAUUAUACGGUGCGUUAUACCCUCUGUCUACAUUCUCAUCAUUACCGUGGGAUUACUGGGUAACAUAACCUUGGUAAAGAUCUUCAUCACCAACAGCGCGAUGAGAAGCGUGCCCAAUAUUUUUAUUUCCAGUUUGGCUGCUGGAGACCUUCUGCUUUUGGUAACUUGUGUACCAAUAGACGCGUUCAGAUACUUUUUCGAUGAGUGGAUCUUCGGGACCAUGGCGUGCAAGUUGAUCCCCGUGAUUCAACUCACUUCAGUGGGAGUCUCCGUUUUUACUCUUACCGCUCUAAGCGCUGAUAGGUAUAAAGCAAUAGUUAACCCCAUGGACAUCCAAACAUCGAGUGCAGUGCUCUGGACCUGUUUGAAGGCCAUCACCAUAUGGAUCAUAUCUGUGCUGCUGGCUGUACCAGAAGCCAUCUUCUCCCAAGUGGUGCAUAUUAAAGACAAGAAUAUCACCUUCACAGCCUGCGUCCCCUAUCCUCUCUCCGAUGAAAUGCACCCCAAAAUCCACUCUAUUAUGAUUUUUAUGGUUUAUUUCCUUAUCCCUCUUGCCAUUAUCAGUAUCUACUAUUACCACAUUGCAAGGACAUUGAUCAAGAGUGCACAUGACAUGCCAGGAGAAUUCAGUGAGCACUCUAAAAGACAGAUGGAAACAAGAAAGCGUCUUGCCAAAAUUGUCCUGGUGUUCGUGGGUCUUUUUGCCCUGUGCUGGUUCCCCAAUCACGUUCUCUACAUGUACCGCUCCUUCAACUACAGAGAGAUCGAUUCCUCCGUGGCCCACCUGAUUAUCACACUGUUGGCUCGAGUGCUGAGCUUCUGCAACUCCUGUGUCAACCCUUUCGCUCUCUACCUGCUCAGUGAGAGCUUCCGGAGACACUUCAACAGCCAUCUGUGCUGCAGGAGGAAGAGGUAUCGGGAGCGAGCCACGAGCUACUUACAGAGCACUUCUGCCAUCAGAAUGACUUCAAUUAAGAAAAACACCCCCACCACCACGACUCUCCUGAAUGGACACAGUCUCAAACGGGAAGUAUCGCUGUGAAUGGCAGGUGGGGGAUGUGAAUGCCAGAGUUUGUAGGCACCAGCUAUUAAGUUUUGAAGGCUGGUUAUGCUCAUGGUCGUACAAUGUUUUUUUUUCAGAAAGAUAAAGCAUCAUGGUACACUUUUAAGAAGAAAAUGUUCAUUUUAUUCUUUUUUUUUGGACAAAGGAUUGUAGAAAUCUGACUCUGGCCUGGGGUCAUUACUCCUGACCUGGCUUGAGAGAAUUGUAAACACCUGCUGUUGUAUGCGACAUCUCAGAAAUAGCUGCGAGGUGGGAUAACAUCAUCAAGAAUAGCCACUAGGCCAUAAGGGGAAUGUUCAUUCAAAAACUCCCAUUCAUGGUAAUAGCAAACAGUGAACAUGGCGGGACUUGGACUAUAAAACCCUCUGUAACACUGUUGCAGUUCAGGGCGCUGUGGAAAUACACCUUGUGUGUGUCUCCUUCAGUGUUCUAUGGAAAUGGCCAUUUUCUUUACAAUUAAACUUAUCUCAAACCUUCACUGGACUGUGCUGUGAAUCCUUGCAUCCCUAUAGGAUAAUGUCAAUUUUAAUUUUAAUGGCUUGAAAACUUAACAUACUUUUAAGUGACUGUGAAGCAGCACCAUAAACUAAAUGGAGAUUUGCGUAAUCAGAGAGAAAGUGAAGUAAAUUUGGAAAAGAGAGGAAAAUCAAUGUUCAAUUAAGUCAAAUGCAAUUGGAUACAUUUAGACCUGUGGGGCUAUGGUGAAAAAUAUAAAAUGUUUAUAAAGAAUGAAAAGGAAAGGGAAAAUCAUGAAGAAAGUUUAGCUUGUAAAGAAAAGAAAGUGAUUUCACAUUGAAAAUUCUCUGUUGGAUUUUUUUAAGUAUAAGAAUAAAGAACCUAGAAAUAAGCCUAAACAGAAACUUAGAGCACCAUUUGUUUUUUCCACAUCAUCAGUCAAAGCAACACUCCACCACAUGUUGGUUAGCAUUCAUAUCACUCUGCAGCCUCUUAUGUUCCCUGCCUCCUCUUUUUGUGUGGGAGAGCCAAUGGAAUAUAUUGAAUUGAAUGCCUUGUGCUUCCCGAUAUUUGUACUGCAUUACAUAUCACCAGCAACAGCCAGCAAUAGCCAGCAGCCAUAUCACCCUGCAACUCACAACUGGCAACCCACUGAA
This is a messenger RNA of Lepisosteus oculatus (spotted gar), 3026 nucleotides long. RefSeq names its product neuromedin B receptor (gene nmbr). NCBI's taxonomy places the organism in Eukaryota, Metazoa, Chordata, Actinopteri, Semionotiformes, Lepisosteidae. Gene Ontology annotation, molecular function: bombesin receptor activity. Gene Ontology annotation, cellular component: plasma membrane. The record is from RefSeq and is a predicted model, not a curated record. Gene Ontology annotation, biological process: bombesin receptor signaling pathway.